CUCACCGCACCGGGCUGGCGGAGCUCUGCUGCUUCUGGGCUGCUUCGGUGCUGAGGCGGCAACCAGGAGGCAGGGUGCGAGAAGCUUGCCUGGCGCUGUCCAACAUGGAGGAGCGGCCAGCGGCGGGCAACGCCUACGGACCGCACUGAGCCUACGCUGGUCCUCCGGGCAGCCAGAAGGGCACGGACCCCCCCAGGGCUGGGCAUCCUGCACGCCCCGGGGCGGACCCCGGCUGGCGGGGCUAGGACGGCCGCGAGCUUCUGCACCGGGACGUGUCCCGCCGAGCCAUGGGCAACGAGGCGAGCUUGGAAGGGGAAGGGCUCCCCGAAGGGCUGGCGGCGGCCGCCGGAGGGGCUGGCGGCUCGGGGAGCGCCUUGCACCCCGGGAUCCCAGCCGGCAUGGAGGCGGACCUGAGCCAGCUGAGCGAGGAGGAGAGGAGACAGAUCGCUGCUGUCAUGUCAAGGGCGCAGGGGCUGCCCAAGGGAAGCGUCCCCGCGGCCGCUGCGGAGUCGCCUUCCAUGCACAGGAAACAAGAAUUGGAUAGUAGUCAGCCUACACGACAACCAGGGAAGCCACCGGACUCUGGGCGGCCCACUCAGCCUGGCCUCAGUAAAAGCAGAACUACGGACACGUUUAGGUCAGAACCGAAACUGCCUGGAAGGAGUCCAUCCACUAUUAGCUUGAAAGAAUCAAAGUCCAGAACUGAUUUUAAGGAAGAGUACAAGUCUAGCAUAAUGCCUGGUUUCCUCUCAGAUGUUAACCCUUUAAGUGCUGUCUCCUCUGUUGUAAAUAAAUUCAACCCUUUUGAUUUGAUAUCGGACUCUGAGGCAUCGCAGGAGGAAACUACAAAGAAACAAAAAGUUGCUCAAAGGGACCAAGGGAAGUCUGAAGGGGUCACAAAACCUCCCUUACAGCAGCCCUCGCCGAAGUCGGUUCCUAAACAGCAAGGACCAGAGAAGGAAGUGAUGCAGCAGGAUAGCCCUCUCAAGUCAGCAUCUUCCCAUCAAGCAGAAAAAAUAAAACCACAAGCCCCUGGCACAGGAAAGCCUUCGCAGCAGAGCCCAGCCCAUACACCAACUCAGCAAGCAAGUCCUGGGAAACCUGUAGUCCAACAUCCUGGGCCUGCAAAGGCCACCGUCCAGCAGUCGGGACCUGCAAAGUCAGCUCAGCCAGCUGGGACAGUGAAGCCUCCAGCCCAACCUCCACUGACAGCCAAGCCCUCAGCUCAGCAGGCUGGAUUAGAGAAGACCUCAUUGCAGCAACCUGGACCAAAGUCUCCAGCUCAGACUCCUGGUCUUGGAAAGGUUACAGCCGGGCCAGUCAAGUCCCCAGCCCAGCAGCCAGGGGCAGCAAAAGUCCCAGCUCAACAGCCAGGCCCACAAACUCCGGCUAAGGUACCUGGGGCAACAAAGACUCCAGCUCAGCAGUCUGGACUUGGAAAGACACCAACUCAACAGCCAGGCCCAGCAAAGCCUUCACCUCAGCAGCCCACUCCAGCAAAACCCCAGCCUCAACAGCCCACCCCAGCAAAGCCUUCACCUCAGCAGCCCACCCCAGCAAAGCCCCAACCUCAACAGCCCUCCCCAGGAAAGCCCCAGCCUCAACAGCCCUCCCCAGGAAAGCCCCAGCCUCAACAGCCCUCCCCAGCAAAGCCCCAGCCUCAACAGCCCUCCCCAGCAAUGCCCCAGCCUCAGCAGCCCUCCCCAGCAAAGCCCCAGCCUCAGCAGCCUACCCCGGCAAAGCCCCAGCCUCAGCAGCCCACCCCAGCAAAGCCCCAGCCUCAGCAGCCCUCCCAGGCAAAGCCCCAGCCUCAGCAGCCCAUCCCAACAAAACCCAUAAGCCAAACCGUUACGGGAAGACCUCGGCAACCACCGCCGACUUCUGCAACACAGACUCCAGUACAAGGCUCCUCUAAAACCAUCUGUCCUCUUUGCAACACCACCGAACUUCUGUUGCACACUCCAGAAAAGGCCAAUUUUAACACAUGCACUGAGUGUCAAACCACCGUCUGCAGCCUCUGUGGUUUUAACCCCAAUCCUCAUUUAACAGAGAUCCAAGAGUGGCUCUGUUUAAACUGCCAGAUGCAAAGAGCUCUAGGAGGUGACCUGGCUGUGAUCCCACCCUCCCCGCAGCCGAGCCCAAAGGCUGCCUCUGCACCCACAGCAACAGCCAGCAAACCACCGGGACCUUCACAGCUGGCUUCCCCAAAGAAAGAACCUCCACCCAAACAGGACAGCCCGAAGGCAUCGAAAAAGCCACCGCCACUGGUCACACAGCCAACCCUUCAUGGACCUACCCCAACUGCAACCCCAGAGCCUCCAGUGGCAGAGGCUGUACCUGAGCCUGCCCCUCCCAAGGAGCCCUUGGCACCCCGACCUGAACAAGCCAAGGCUCCUGUUGUGGAUGUUAAGCCAAAGCAGCCCAAGAAGGCAGAGCCACGCCCAGAUACCCAAUCUCCAGCAGCAACAACAAAACCUGAUGUUCUGAGCUCACAAGUACAGCCACAGGGUCAAGCUAAAACAGCCCCUCCUUUGAAAACAGACUCUGCCAAACCCUCUCAGAGUUUCCCGCCAACAGGAGAAAAAAUCACCCCAUUUGAUUCUAAAGCCAUUCCCAGGCCUGCAUCAGACUCAAAAAUUAUUUCACAUCCUGGGCCCAGUUCUGAGAGCAAGGAUCCAAAACACAUCGAUCCAGUUCAGAAGAAGGAAGAGCCUAAGAAAGCACAAACCAAGAUGAGUCCUAAACCAGAUGCGAAACCAAUGCCAAAAGGGUCACCAUCACACUCUGGUCCACGACCUACGACUGGCCAAGCUGUUCCUCCAUCUCAGCAGCCUCUAAAGCCACAGGAGCAGUCAAGACGGUUCAGUUUGAAUCUGGGUAGUAUCACCGAUGCCCCCAAAUCGCAACCCACAACUCCGCAAGAAACUGUGACUGGAAAACUAUUCGGGUUUGGAGCAUCCAUCUUUAGCCAGGCGUCAAGUUUAAUUUCCACAGCAGGCCAGCCAGGACCUCAUCCACAGACUGGGUCACCUGCCCCAACAAAGCCAGCCCCUACCGCGUCUCAGACUCCUGCUGCUCAGGGACCACCCAAACCCACAGGUCAGCUCCCACCAGCACCUGCCAAGGUGACACCUGUGGUAAAGGAAACAAAGGCCCCAGCAGCCGAGAACUUAGAGUCCACACCUGAGCAAGCUCCAGCAGUGAAGAGGACAGAGAAAGAUAGGCAGCCACAAGCUGGGAAGGUUGGCAAACCUCCACCUGCCGAGCCCGAAAAGGCUGCCCUCACCCACAAGCCGGACAAGACCAUCAAACCCAAGCCAACCUGUCCUCUCUGCAAAACUGAACUCAACACCGGUUCUCAGGAUCCUCCCAACUUCAACACCUGCACAGAAUGCAAGAACCAAGUGUGCAAUCUCUGUGGAUUUAACCCAACACCGCAUUUGACUGAGAUUCAAGAGUGGCUUUGUUUAAACUGUCAGACACAGAGGGCAAUAUCAGGACAACUUGGAGAUAUGAGCAAGAUGCCACCUGCAUCAUCAGGAUCCAAAGCAUCCCCUGUACCCACCCCUGGAGAACCAUUGUCACAGAAAGCACCCUCAGCAGCCCUCACAAAAUUCAUAAAGAAGGAAACAGAAGUAAAGAAGGAAACUGAAAAACCGAUCCCAGAAAAGGAAACACCAUUGAUUGAGAAAACCCCUCCAAUUGGGACUGCAGAGCAAAAAGUAGAAGAGACUAAAGUAGAGAAAAGCAAAAUUUCAGCCCUACAAGAAAAGAAACCACCAUCUGAAGAAGAACAACCAUUAUCUGAAGAUAAAAAGGAAAAGAAGCCACCUGCUGAAAAAAAACCAUCACUUGAAGAAAAGAAGCCAACCCCCGAAGAUAAGAAAUUAGCCCCAGAAAUAAAGCCAAAGACUUCAGAGGGGGAGAAGAAACAUGAAAUGCUUAAAACUCAUGUACAAAUUCCAGAAGAGGAGCCCACGGGCAGGGUGGCUGCAAAGGUAGAAGCUGGGCAGCAGGAGACCAGAACUGAAGCUCUGCCAUGGGGCACACCUGAGACGUUGCCCAAGGAAGGAGAGAAAGAAAGCAAAGCAGCCAAACAGCCACAGGCAGAAGGCAGUGCAAAGUAUGAUCUUGUGGAGCCUGGCAAAGAAAAGGAAAAAGAAGAGGACAAAUCUGACACCUCCAGUUCUCAGCAUCCCAAGAGCCCACAAGGUCUGAGUGACACGGGAUAUUCUUCUGAUGGAAUAUCGGGUUCUCUUGGUGAAAUCCCAAGUCUUAUACCAAGUGAUGAAAAAGAUUUACUGAAAGGACUAAAAAAGGACUCUUUCUCACAGGAAAGCAGCCCUUCUAGCCCCUCUGACUUAGCUAAGUUGGAAAGUACAGUGCUAUCCAUUUUGGAAGCUCAGGCAAGUACACUGGUUGGUGAAAAGUCAGAAAAGAAAGUACAGCCUCAGAAGGUUUCUCCUGAGCAGCCUCAGGACCAGCAGAAAACUCAGACUCCAUCUGAAACACUGGAUAUGACUAUUUCAGAAGAGGAAGUCAAAGAGAGUCGAGAAAAAAAAGAAAGUUCAAAAAAGGAUAGCCAACAAGGUUUUCCUUCCAGGAAGGACCAUAAAGAAAAGCCUGAGCUGGUUGAUGACCUGAGUCCAAGAAGAGCAUCCUAUGAUUCAGUUGAGGACAGCAGCGAAAGUGAAAACUCGCCUGUUGCCCGCAGGAAGCGGAGAACCAGUGUUGGCUCAUCGAGCAGUGAUGACUAUAAACAGGAAGACAGCCAAGGUUCGGGGGAAGAGGAGGACUUCAUUCGAAAACAGAUCAUAGAAAUGAGUGCUGAUGAGGAUGCUUCUGGCUCCGAGGAUGAUGAGUUCAUUAGGAGUCAGCUCAAAGAGAUUGGUGCUCUUCCUGAGAAGAAGGAAGAAACAAAGGGGAGGGGGAAGAGCAUAGCCGGGAAACACAGACGACUGACUCGCAAGAGCAGUACUAGCUUCGACGAUGAUGCCGGGAGACGUCAUUCCUGGCAUGACGAGGAUGACGAAACAUUUGAUGAAAGUCCUGAACUCAAAUUCAGAGAAACUAAAAGUCAGGAGAGUGAAGAACUUGUUGUUGCUGGAGGAGGAGGCUUGCGUCGAUUUAAGACAAUAGAACUCAACAGUACAAUAGCAGAUAAAUACUCGGCAGAAUCCGCUCAGAAAAAGACAACUUUGUAUUUCGAUGAAGAGCCAGAAUUAGAAAUGGAAAGUCUGACAGACUCACCAGAAGACAGAUCGAGGGGAGAGGGAUCCUCUAGUCUCCAUGCUUCCAGCUUCACUCCUGGCACAUCCCCGACGUCAGUAUCAUCGCUUGAUGAGGACAGUGACAGUAGCCCAAGUCACAAAAAAGGAGAAAGCAAGCAGCAGCGCAAAGCUCGGCACAGGUCACAUGGCCCUCUCUUACCUACCAUUGAAGAUUCUUCCGAGGAAGAAGAGCUGAGAGAGGAAGAAGAAUUAUUAAAAGAGCAAGAGAAACAGCGAGAGCUGGAGCAGCAACAAAGGAAGAGUUCGAGUAAGAAAUCGAGGAAGGACAAAGAUGAACUUCGAGCUCAGAGAAGGCGAGAACGACCAAAGACACCACCCAGUAAUCUCUCUCCCAUUGAGGAUGCCUCGCCCACAGAAGAGUUACGCCAGGCAGCAGAAAUGGAGGAGCUCCAUAGGUCCUCUUGUUCUGAAUACUCACCGAGCAUCGAGUCCGACCCAGAAGGAUUUGAAAUAAGCCCUGAGAAAAUAAUAGAAGUUCAAAAAGUUUAUAAAUUGCCCACAGCUGUGUCUUUAUACUCACCAACAGAUGAGCAAUCUGUUAUGGAGAAAGAAGGUGUUCAGAAGGCUUUAAAAAGUGCUGAGGAAAUGUAUGAAGAAAUGAUGCAUAAACCCCACAAAUAUAAAGCCUUUCCAGCUGCAAAUGAUAGAGAUGAAGUGUUUGAAAAGGAGCCAUUGUAUGGUGGUAUGUUAAUAGAGGACUACAUUUACGAGUCUUUAGUAGAGGACACAUACAACGGAUCAGUAGAUGGCAGUCUGCUCUCAAGGCAAGAUGAACAAAAUGGAUUUAUGCAGCAGAGAGGAAGAGAGCAAAAAAUAAGACUCCCAGAGCAGAUUUAUGAUGAUCCUAUGCAGAAAAUUACAGACCUUCAAAAAGAAUUUUAUGAAUUAGAAAGUUUACAUUCUAUUGUGCCUCAAGAAGACAUUGUCUCAAGCUCUUUUAUUAUUCCAGAAAGCCAUGAGAUAGUGGAUCUGGGUGCCAUGGUAACUUCUACCAGUGAAGAAAAGAAAUUAUUGGAUGCUGAUACUGCCUAUGAAGAGCUGAUGAAGCGGCAACAGAUGCAGGCAAUAGAUGGAUCCAUCCCCAUACAGACCCCUAUGGGGGAUGACAUGGCAGAGUCCACGAUGGACUUUGACAGGGUGCAAGAUGCAUCUCUGACAUCCAGUAUCCUUUCUGGAGCAUCUCUUACAGACUCAACCAGCAGUGCAACUCUCUCCAUCCCAGAUGUUAAGAUAACCCAACAUUUUUCAGCAGAAGAACUUGAGGAUGAAUAUGUAACUGAUUAUACAAGAGAAAUUCAAGAGAUAAUUGCCAACGAAUCACUGAUAUUGACCUACUCUGAACCUUCAGAAAGCGCUACAUCUGUUCCACCCUCUGCCACACCUUCACUCACAUCAUCUAUUUCUUCAGUUUGCACCACAGAUAGCUCCUCCUCACCUGUCACUACCCUGGAUAGCCUAACAACUGUUUAUACAGAGCCAGCAGAUGUAAUAACUAAAUUUGAAGACUCUGAGGAAAUUUCCUCAACUUAUUUUCCGGGCAGCAUUAUAGACUAUCCAGAAGAUAUAAGUGUACCUUUAGAAAGGACCAUCGCAGCAGAAAGUAGAGCUCAUGCUGACCAGAUCGAGAUUUCUUUGUCUGGUGUAGCACCUUCUGUCACAGAAUCUGUAGGAACGAAAGCUGAGAAGCCACAAGCUGAUGUCAUUUCCACUGACUUACCUAUGUCUGAAAAAGAUGUAGUAACAGACAAGAAGGAAACUGGGGAUGGAAUUAUUCUGGAAGUUUUGGAUGCUUACAAAGAUAAAAGGGAAGAAGAGUCUGAGGCAGAACCAACAACAACUAGCUUACCUGAAAUAGGGUUAGCCCAAACACCUUCUUCUGUAAUAGCCCCUCACAUGAAGGAGCAACCUGUAUCUCCACUUCCUUUAUCUGGAAUGAUCUCCGCUCAGGAAAAGCCCAUGUGUAGGCUACCAUCUGGCAGUCUUCCUGUUUCUGCGCCUCCAUCUAAAUCUCGUCCAUUUUACCGAAGUUCUUCUUUGGACGUAUCAGCCCAGCCACCCCCUCCCCCUCCACCCCCUCCUCCUCCACCACCACCACCUCCUCCUCCACCACCCCCACCAUUGCCCCCAGCAACUUCACCUAAGCCAAGCAUUUAUCCUAAAAAAAAGUUGGCAGUUGCAGCUCCAGUGACUCCAACUACUAUUGUCACGACCCAUGUUGAUGCUAUUACUACAGUAGAGAGCACAACUGUUCGGAGGAGUAACGGGUCACCUGCAACCAAAAUAUGUGCCACUGCACCUCCUCCUGUCCCUCCUAAGCCUUCUUCAAUUCCAACUGGACUUGUAUUUACACAUAGGCCAGAAGCAAGCAAACCUCCAAUUGCCCCCAAGCCAGCAGUUCCUCAGAUUCCAGUGACUACACAGAAAACAACAGAUGCAUGCCCCAAACCAACAGGUCUAUCUUUAACUUCAAGUAUGUCCUUAAAUUUAGUGACAUCAGCAGAUUACAAACUGCCUUCCCCUACCUCUCCACUUUCCCCGCACUCUAACAAAUCCUCACCAAGAUAUUCUAAGUCUCUUAUGGAGACUUAUGUGGUUAUUACAUUGCCCUCUGAACCUGGGACUCCGACUGAUUCUUCUGCUCAAGCCAUUACCAGUUGGCCCUUGGGAUCACCUCCAAAAGAUUUGGUUUCCCUUGAAACGGUAUUUUCCAUAGUUCCUCCCAUGACUGCUACAGAUGCUCCAACAUCUUCACAGCCAACCAUGUAUGCAGUAGGGCCGCCAGGGACGUUCUCUGCUGCCCCUAUUGCAACACCAUCUCUAUUUCAAGGAGCCCCAACUUCACUGACACCAUUUCUUCCAACAGAAGCUUCAAAAAUUGAGGUUUCCACAACAAGGAGUGCAGUCCCAAGUCCUGCUCCCAGAAGUGUUUCCAUACCAAUUCCUCCAGAGCCUCUUGCUCUAGACAGGCAUCAGUACAAAGAAAACGGGAAAUUGCAACUUAUUGGUGAUGCCAUCGAUUUACGUACAAUACCAAAACUAGAAGCUAAAGCAACAGAAAAAUGCAUGGAUCUUUCUGCUUCUGCGAUGGAUGUGAAAAGGCAGACCACGGCAAAGGAAGUUUAUGGGCGACAAAUUAGUGCUAUCCAACCUUCUAUCAUAAAUCUUAGUGCAGCUUCCUCAUUAGUCACCCCAGUUACCAUGGACUCUGAGACAGUGGCUGUUGUCACAUGCACAGAUACUGCAAUUUACACAAUAGGUACAGAAAGCCAAGUGAGUAUAGAGUCUGCAAUGACAUCACCACUCCAGCUUACUGUAUCAAAACAUGCUGAGCCCACAUACAGGAAACCUAGUGGCCAGGCCUUUCCUACUGUUAGAGAUGAAGCACCAAUAAACUUAUCACUGGGUCCUUCAGCCCAGGCAGUGACACUGGCUGUGACAAAGCCUGUCACUGUACCUCCUGUUGGUGUCACAAAUGGAUGGACUGACAGCACCGUAUCUCAGGGGAUCCCUGAUGGAGAAGUAGUUGAUCUCAGCACAUCCAAAUCUCAUAGAACUGUCGUGACAAUGGAUGAGUCGACUUCAAAUGUGGUGACCAAGAUAGUAGAAGAUGAUGAAAAACCUGUUGAUUUGACUGCGGGAAGAAGAGCCGUGUGUUGUGAUAUGGUUUACAAGUUACCUUUCGGAAGGAGCUGCACAGCACAGCAACCUGCAACUACUCUUCCUGAAGACCGUUUUGGUUAUAGGGAUGACCACUAUCAAUAUGAUAGAUCAGGGCCAUAUGGUUAUAGAGGGAUUGGUGGAAUGAAACCAUCCAUGUCUGACACUAAUUUAGCAGAAGCUGGACAUUUUUUCUAUAAAAGUAAGAAUGCUUUUGAUUAUUCUGGAGGACCUGAUGCAGCUGUAGAUCUAACUUCAGGGAGAGUUUCUACAGGUGAGGUAAUGGAUUAUUCAAGCAAGACUACAGGUCCAUACCCAGAAACACGCCAAGUCAUUUCAGGAGUUGGGAUUAGUACCCCGCAGUAUUCCACAGCAAGGAUGACUCCACCUCCAGGACCCCAGUACGGCGUGGGAAGUGUUUUGAGGUCAUGUAAUGGUGUUGUCUAUUCUUCAGUAGCAACUCCAAUUCCCUCAACAUUUGCUAUCACCACUCAACCUGGCUCCAUUUUCAGUACCACUGUCAGGGAUUUAUCCAGUAUUCACACGACAGACGCAGUGACUUCAUUAUCAGCCCUGCAUCAAAGCCAGCCAAUGCCUCGAUCAUAUUUCAUAACAACAGGUGCAUCAGAAACAGACAUCUCGGUCACCAGCAUUGAUAUCAAUGCCAGUCUGCAAACUAUUACGAUGGAAACUCUUCCUGCAGAGACUAUGGACUCUGUUCCUACUUUAACCACAGCAUCUGAAGUGUUUUCUGAGGUGACCGGAGAGGAAAGCACUCUUUUAAUUGUCCCUGAUGAAGACAAACAACAGCAGCAACUUGACCUGGAGCGAGAGCUCCUGGAGCUGGAGAAAAUUAAGCAGCAGCGCUUUGCUGAGGAACUGGAGUGGGAACGCCAGGAGAUCCAGAGGUUCCGAGAACAGGAAAAGAUCAUGGUUCAAAAGAAGCUGGAGGAACUCCAGUCCAUGAAGCAGCACCUGCUCUACCAGCAAGAAGAAGAGCGGCAAGCCCAGUUCAUGAUGAGGCAGGAGAGCUUAGCUCAGCAGCAGCUACAGCUUGAGCAGAUCCAACAGCUGCAACAACAGCUGCACCAGCAGCUGGAGGAGCAAAAACUUCGCCAGAUCUACCAAUAUAACUAUGACCCCUCUGGAACUGCUUCUCCACAAACCUCCACUGAACAGGCAAUUUUGGAGGGCCAAUAUGCCGCGCCAGAGGGCAGUCAGUUUUGGGCCACCGAAGACGCCACCACUACAGCGUCUACUGUGGUGGCCAUUGAAAUACCACAGAGCCAAGGAUGGUACACGGUUCAGUCUGAUGGCGUGACUCAGUACAUUGCUCCGCCUGGCAUCCUGAGCACUGUUGCGGAGAUACCUCUGACCGAUGUGGUUGUAAAAGAGGAGAAACGACCCAAAAAGAGAAGUUCUGGAGCUAAAGUUCGGGGGCAGUAUGAUGAGAUGGAGGAAAGCAUGGCAGACGAUCCACGCAACUUAAAAAAGAUAGUGGACAGUGGUGUGCAAACUGAUGAUGAAGAAACCGCUGAUCGGAGUUACGCAAGCAGGCGGAGAAGAACUAAAAAAAGCGUGGAUACCAGUGUCCAAACUGAUGAUGAAGAUCAAGAUGAAUGGGAUAUGCCUUCUAGGUCAAGGAGAAAAGUGCGUACGGGAAAAUACGGAGAUAGCACUACAGAGGGUGACAAGACCAAACCCCUUUCCAAAGUCUCCAGUGUAGCAGUUCAGACAGUCGCAGAGAUAUCUGUGCAAACUGAACCAGUGGGAACCAUAAGAACACCUUCCAUACGAGCGCGGGUGGAUGCCAAGGUAGAAAUAAUUAAACACAUUUCAGCACCUGAAAAGACUUACAAAGGGGGCAGUUUAGGAUGCCAAACAGAAACAGAUUCAGACACACAGAGUCCUCCAUAUCUGGGUGCCACAUCUCCACCCAAAGACAAGAAACGCCCAACACCUUUAGAGAUUGGUUAUUCAUCAUCUCACCUUCGGGCAGACACCACAGUCCAGCUGGCUCCUUCCCCACCCAAAUCUCCAAAAGUCCUUUACUCACCCAUCUCACCACUCUCCCCAGGCAACGCCUUAGAACCAACCUUUGUAUCUUACGAGAAACCCCUCCCUGAUGACAUAAGUCCACAGAAAGUGCUCCAUCCAGAUAUGGCUAAAGUUCCCCCGGCAAGUCCUAAGACAGCCAAGAUGAUGCAGCGUUCUAUGUCUGACCCCAAGCCUCUGAGUCCAACAGCAGACGAGAGUUCCAGGGCUCCUUUUCAGUAUUCCGAGGGCUUCACGACUAAAGGUUCUCAAACCAUGACAGCCUCUGGUACCCAGAAAAAAGUGAAGAGAACACUGCCAAAUCCUCCCCCCGAGGAGGCAUCCCCGGGAGCACAGUCAACUUACAGCACAAUGGGCACUGCUUCCCGGAGAAGAAUGUGCAGAACCAAUACCAUGGCUCGAGCCAAGAUUCUCCAGGACAUAGACCGAGAGCUUGACCUCGUGGAAAGGGAGUCUGCCAAGCUUAGAAAGAAGCAAGCAGAACUUGAUGAGGAAGAAAAGGAGAUUGAUGCCAAGCUACGGUAUCUGGAGAUGGGAAUUAACCGGAGAAAAGAAGCAUUAUUGAAGGAGAGAGAAAAGAGAGAGCGUGCCUACCUGCAGGGGGUAGCAGAGGACCGAGAUUACAUGUCUGACAGUGAGGUCAGUAGCACCAGACCAAGCCGAAUAGAAAGUCAACAUGGCAUUGAGCGACCAAGAACGGCUCCGCAAACUGAAUUCAGCCAGUUCAUCCCACCACAAACCCAAACAGAAGCUCAACUAGUUCCCCCUACAAGUCCUUACACACAAUACCAGUACUCCUCACCCGCUCUUCCCACACAAGCACCCACCCCGUAUACUCAACAAUCCCACUUUCAACAGCAGACGCUGUACCAUCAGCAAGUUUCACCAUAUCAGACCCAACCAACGUUCCAAGCUGUGGCCACAAUGUCCUUCACACCCCAAGCUCAACCCACUCCAACCCCACAACCAUCUUAUCAAUUACCAUCGCAGAUGAUGGUGAUACAACAGAAGCCUCGGCAAACAACAUUGUAUUUGGAGCCCAAGAUAACUUCUAACUACGAAGUGAUUCGAAACCAACCCCUGAUGAUCGCUCCUGUUUCUACUGAUAACACAUACGCUGUCUCCCAUCUUGGGAGUAAGUACAACAGCUUAGACUUGAGAAUUGGUUUGGAGGAAAGAAGCAGCAUGGCGAGCAGUCCAAUAUCCAGCAUCUCUGCAGACUCUUUCUAUGCAGAUAUUGACCACCACACCUCAAGGAAUUAUGUCCUAAUAGAUGACAUUGGGGAGAUUACCAAAGGGACAGCAGCACUAAGCACUGCAUUUAGUCUCCAUGAAAAGGAUCUGUCCAAAACAGAUCGUCUCCUUAGAACCACGGAGACACGUAGGUCUCAAGAAGUGACAGAUUUCCUAGCGCCUUUGCAGACUUCCUCCAGAUUGCAUAGCUACGUGAAAGCAGAGGAGGACCCAAUGGAAGAUCCAUACGAGUUAAAGCUUCUGAAACAUCAGAUUAAGCAAGAAUUCCGUAGAGGCACAGAGAGCCUGGACCACCUUGCUGGCCUUUCACAUUAUUACCAUGCUGACACGAGCUAUAGACACUUUCCCAAGUCUGAAAAGUACAGCAUCAGUAGACUCACCCUUGAAAAGCAAGCAGCCAAACAAUUACCGGCAGCGAUACUUUACCAAAAGCAAUCAAAGCACAAGAAGUCAUUAAUUGACCCUAAAAUGUCAAAGUUUUCCCCUAUUCAAGAAAGUAGAGACCUGGAACCUGAUUAUCCCAGUUACAUGAGUUCUAGCACUUCAUCUAUAGGUGGUAUUUCUUCUAGGGCAAGGCUUCUUCAAGAUGAUAUCACAUUUGGCCUCAGGAAAAAUAUUACAGAUCAACAGAAAUUUAUGGGCUCAUCACUUGGGUCAGGACUGGGUACAUUAGGAAACACCAUCCGGUCAGCUCUCCAGGAUGAAGCAGAUAAGCCAUAUAGCAGUGGGAGCAGGUCCAGGCCAUCCUCUCGGCCUUCCUCUGUCUAUGGGCUUGAUUUAUCAAUUAAGAGGGAUUCCUCCAGCUCAUCACUAAGACUGAAAGCUCAAGAGGCCGAAGCUCUGGAUGUCUCCUUUGGCCAUUCAUCAUCUUCAGCCAGAACUAAGCCCACCAGCUUGCCAAUCAGCCAGAGCAGAGGAAGAAUACCAAUUGUGGCCCAGAAUUCAGAAGAAGAAAGUCCGCUAAGUCCCGUUGGCCAACCAAUGGGAAUGGCCAGGGCUGCCGCUGGACCUUUGCCCCCCAUAUCUGCAGACACGAGGGAUCAGUUUGGAUCAAGUCACUCAUUGCCUGAAGUUCAGCAACACAUGAGAGAAGAGUCACGGACACGGGGUUAUGACCGUGAUAUAGCAUUCAUCAUGGAUGACUUCCAACAUGCUAUGUCUGACAGUGAAGCCUACCACUUGCGUCGGGAGGAAACGGAUUGGUUUGAUAAACCCAGAGAGUCUCGGUUGGAAAAUGGCCAUGGUCUGGACCGGAAACUGCCAGAAAGAUUGGUUCACUCUAGACCCCUCAGUCAACAUCAAGAGCAAAUUCUGCAGAUGAAUGGGAAGACAAUGCACUACAUUUUUCCUCAUGCAAGGAUAAAAAUAACCAGAGACUCUAAGGAUCACACAGUUUCAGGUAAUGGCCUUGGAAUUAGAAUUGUUGGUGGUAAAGAAAUCCCAGGACAUAGUGGAGAAAUUGGAGCCUAUAUUGCUAAGAUUCUUCCUGGUGGAAGUGCGGAACACACAGGGAAACUUAUAGAAGGGAUGCAAGUUUUGGAAUGGAAUGGGAUUCCCUUAACUUCUAAAACAUAUGAAGAAGUACAGAGCAUCAUUAAUCAGCAAAGUGGGGAAGCAGAAAUAUGUGUAAGACUGGACCUCAAUAUGUUGUCCGAUUCCGAAAAUCCUCAGCACCUGGAACUUCACGAGCCACCAAAAGUUGUGGAUAAGGCAAAGUCCCCAGGGGUGGAUCCCAAGCAGUUGGCAGCAGAGCUGCAGAAAGUCUCACUCCAGCAGUCACCUCUGGUCAUGUCAUCAGUCGUGGAGAAAGGGUCUCACGCUCACUCGGGUCCUACUUCGGCAGGCUCCAGUUCUGUUCCCAGCCCGGGGCAGCCAGGGUCACCCUCCGUGAGCAAGAAGAAGCAUGGCAGCAGCAAGACUACUGAUGCAACAAAGGCUGCCUCUCAUCCAAUUACAGGAGAAAUUCAGCUUCAAAUCAACUAUGAUCUUGGAAAUCUGAUAAUACAUAUUCUUCAAGCAAGAAAUCUCGUCCCCAGAGAUAACAAUGGCUACUCUGACCCUUUUGUUAAGGUGUACCUACUUCCAGGGCGAGGUCAAGUCAUGGUUGUCCAGAAUGCAAGUGCUGAGUAUAAGAGAAGGACGAAGUAUGUCCAGAAAAGUCUUAAUCCUGAAUGGAAUCAAACAGUAAUUUAUAAAAGCAUUUCCAUGGAGCAGCUCAUGAAGAAGACCUUGGAGGUGACAGUGUGGGACUAUGAUAGAUUCUCUUCCAAUGACUUCCUUGGAGAGGUGUUGAUUGAUUUAUCUAGCACAUCUCAUCUGGACAACACUCCUCGGUGGUAUCCACUGAAAGAACAGACUGAGAGCAUUGACCAUGGCAAGUCUCACUCCAGUCAAAGCAGCCAGCAGUCCCCAAAGCCCUCUGUGAUCAAAAGCAGGAGCCAUGGCAUCUUCCCUGACCCAGCCAAGGACAUGCAGGUUCCCACCAUUGAGAAAUCUCAUAGUAGUCCUGGUAGCUCAAAAUCAUCAUCUGAAGGCCAUCUCCGAUCUCACGGACCAUCUCGCAGUCAAAGCAAAACCAGUGUCGCUCAGACCCACCUGGAAGACGCAGGGGCGGCCAUAGCCGCAGCCGAAGCCGCCGUGCAACAACUCCGCAUUCAACCAACAAAGCCCGCCAAUCACCGACCUGCAGAGAGCUCCGUGUCUACUGGCUCCUCGGGCAGCAGCGUUGGCAGUGGGUACAGCAUGGACAGUGAAGGAAGCAGCUGUGUGGCAGGGGAGACUAAUCUGCUUCCUAUCCCAAGGAUAGGAAAAAUGGGACAGAAUGGACUAGACCCUGUGAAACAGCCAGGAAUGGGAACAACAGACACAGAGGCUAAAACUCAAGUAAUGGGAGAAAUCAAGCUGGCAUUGAAAAAGGAAAUGAAAACAGAUGGUGAACAACUAAUAGUUGAAAUUCUCCAGUGCAGAAAUAUUACCUACAAAUUUAAGUCUCCGGAUCAUUUACCAGAUUUAUAUGUGAAAGUAUAUGUGAUAAACAUCUCUACUCAAAAAAAGGUUAUCAAAAAGAAAACAAGGGUAUGCAGACAUGAUCGAGAGCCUUCCUUUAAUGAAACUUUUAGAUUCAGCCUAAGUCCUGCGGGCCAUUCUCUUCAGAUUUUACUUUUCUCCAAUGGAGGGAAGUUUAUGAAGAAGACUUUGAUUGGAGAAGCCUGUAUCUGGCUUGACAAAGUGGAUUUGAGAAAAAGAAUAGUCAAUUGGCACAAACUUUUGGUCAGUCCUACUCAAACACACUGAAGAUGUGUCUACUCAGGGUGAGGAAACAGAGCUACAUAGCCUUAGGUCGAGACUGUAGUCGAACACUACUGUGCUGAUCUAUGUUUUCAGGGGCUAAUACAAGAUAGAAAAGAAGAUGCAAACAGAUUGCAUUGUUGUGGAAUACAAAAAAAAAGAUUUAAGAAGUUCACGUGUUAAAAGCACACAGAUGGAAAUAGCCCUGAGGCACUGGAUUGUUCAUAGCUGAGAAGAGAAACGGUGAAAGAAGAUUUGAUAUUUUUAAGGUAAAUGUCUUUGAUCAGACUGAGAUAGAACUGAAGAAAAAGGCACAAAGGUUAUUAUAGUGGUCAACGGUAGUGUAAAAGCAAUUGCUUGUACACACAGAAGCCUUGUUGGGGGAAAAAAAUGCUGAUGUAAUGAAUCUUGCUUUUCAAAAGUUCAAAAAU
Messenger RNA from Acomys russatus (golden spiny mouse), 15976 nucleotides. It is a transcript of the gene Pclo, whose product is annotated as piccolo presynaptic cytomatrix protein. NCBI's taxonomy places the organism in Eukaryota, Metazoa, Chordata, Mammalia, Rodentia, Muridae. Gene Ontology annotation, cellular component: GABA-ergic synapse; glutamatergic synapse; axon. Bases 288 to 15551 code for a protein of 5087 amino acids. The transcript is spliced from 25 exons. The record is from RefSeq and is a predicted model, not a curated record. Gene Ontology annotation, biological process: protein localization to synapse; presynaptic active zone assembly. Gene Ontology annotation, molecular function: metal ion binding; structural constituent of presynaptic active zone; protein binding.